UUUAAAUUAAAUUCAGUGUCGUUAUCGUCGUAAUAAAUAAGAAAUAAUAUUUUUUUAGACAACAAAUUACAUAAAAAAAAUUAUAUUCAGAUUGUAUUCACACACUCUGUCUGACAUAUUGUUCAUGUUGUUUGUCGGACAAUGAACGAACGGUGCAUUGUGAAGAAUUCGUGUAUCAGACAUCAGACAGACCAAACCAACCAAGCGACAUUUUGAUUAUUAUUCCAUUGUAUUGCCAUGUCAGUCAAUAUUGUUUGUGUAAUAUAAAUAAUCACGGGUAACGUCGUAGUGAUGCGUUGUUAAUAAUGUUUGAGGAAUAAGACGUUCAUAACUGAUUCGUAUACGUAGGCAAUAAUUCGCGUUUGAGUUUUCAGUUAUGUAUCACUGUUGGGACGCGUAGCUAGUCUGAAAGUGGUACAGGUAGUGUUAGGAGGGCAUUUUUUGUUUUUUUAUCGUGAUUGCUGGGAUUUGUCGGCGGGAUGGCUGUUCCCGAACAGUUCUCACUUCGAUGGAAUGAUUUCCAUUCGAAUUUGUCUCAAUCGUUUCAUGCCUUGCUGGAAGGUGAAGACUUGGUUGACGUGACCCUGGCCGCUGGUGGCCAGUACGUGCACGCUCACAAACUGAUCCUCUCAGUAUGCAGUCCAUACUUCAAGGAACUUUUUAAGAUGAACCCAUGUGAACACCCAAUAGUAAUAUUGAAAGACGUGGCACACCAAGAAUUGCGCCAGUUGCUUCAGUUUAUGUACCGCGGUGAGGUUCACGUGCGUCGCCAGGAGUUGUCUGGCUUCCUUCAUACUGCUGAGCUUCUACAAGUCAAGGGUCUGACUGGAGGCCGGGAGCGGAGCGAGUCUCCGACUGGUAUGGCUGAGGAGCCCCCAAAGCCUACGCCCCCACAACAGGAAACAGUUGAGCAGCCGCCAGCCGAGUGGUCCCCUGCAGUGGAAGACACCACCUCCUCCGAGCCUCCUCCCGAACCCACCGACACAGUCACCAUCAAGGAGGAAGCUGCAAGGAGCCCGCUUAAGAGAUUACUGAAGAACACCCCGACAAAGAACAGCCACAACACCAAGAAGAAGCCGCGCACAAUCAAGGACUCGCCCACUCACCCAGAGAACACCGACUACCCUUACGACGGCGAACCGCUGAUUGACUUCGACAACGACCUGUUUCACAGCGUGCUUGUGCUGCCCGAGUCUGCCAAGGAGUCCGCAGGUUGGAACUGCAAGACGGGGGGAGUAAAGUGUCCGUCGUGCCACCGGUACUUCGCGAACCGGUACAACCUGAAGGUGCACAUCCGGGACAAGCACGACACACGCGAGGGCACGCUGCAGUGCGACAUCUGCCAGAAGCGGAUGCGCAACCCGUCGUGUCUGCGCGUGCAUAUGUACCAUCACCGCAAGCAGGCCGCCUACCUCGCACAGCUCAGCACGCAGGGAGAACCCAUGAAGAUGCAGAACAUGGUCGGUGGAGGCAAGUGGCGCUCCGACUCAUCUAUGAGCAGCGGAGACUUCAAGGAUGUCGAUAAUUUCUCGCCAGGAUCUACUCCAGAAUCGAACAAGGCGUUUCUCGCGCAACUUGGUCAAAACGAGGCAAUGAGGCAAGCUUUCUCUACAUCGACACCUGAGGCGAAGUGCUCCCCCGAGGCGAACAACGUGUCCAGCGGCGCCGAGUCUGGCAAGCUCUCUGAUUCCGUGGUCCCCAAGACAGAAGCGGAUUCUGAAACCGUAUGAUGUCCAAUGAACAGGCAUCCUCUCAUCUACGACUUCGUGGCUCCCGACCGGCUGUACUCUAUCUUCACCGAACAAUCUUACUGGACCAAAAACUUCAUCUUCAAAGUGGGGCGUAAGAAAAGGAAGCGCAAUAACAGUAACGCCCCCGCCAACAGGACCCCAGGUAGGCCCCUCCGGCGCUCAGAGCGCCUCCGUCGCAGUCAACCACCUGAGAUUUAAUGUGUGAUUCAUGAUUGGAUACUCUUCUUUUUUAUAUUACUUAUAUUUUAGUAUUACACACUGUACCUCAACAUUUUAUGUAGCGUGUUCCUUGAUGUUCUUUUGUAAAAUUAUUAUUUGCGAAUAUACGACGAACUUUCCGAUGAACUUUGUUUAACAAAACUUAGUUUUUCUAAAUAUCAAAUGGACGUCAAGGAACCAUUGAAAUUCUCAGACUCUUGUCUUAAUUAAUUAUACAUGUUUUUUAUAUUAAACAUUCCAAUACACAAAUUCCAAAGACUGAAACAAUAUACAUUGCAUUAUAAUAUUAUGUAGUAUUUGAAAAGCGCAGGAUGAUUUUAUAUUAUUGUCAUUAUUGAUGUAGUGUGCGCGCGGAGAGUUGCAAUUUGUCCGUAAUCUUAUUUAUUCGGCAAUAUAUUAGAUGUAAGACUGGAAUUGAUGCCAUUCUUCUUAUAUUCUCUUUAAUCUAUUAUACUCUUAACUUUAUAAGUAUUACGUAAGGACUUUAGACAUUUUAUAUUCUGUACUUCUACAAUUUUGGAUAUUGGAUCUACACUUAGGUUAGUGAGUAUUAAUCGCGGUAACUGAACCACAUCCUGCGCUUUUAUAAAAAGACGAGAUUAUUAACGUGACUUGUAUUCUAUCAGCCAGUCUUUUACUGUAGCGAUGUGACAAGUUGUAGAACAUCCCGUGGUAAAAGAUUGGACCAUAGAUGAUUUUCAUAAUAAAAAUAGAGCAAGUACAAGUUAUUGUAGGCAGCUAGACCGACACAGAUGAUAAUUUAAUUAUAGAACAAACAAACGUUGCCAUUCCGCGUCGAAGUGUACAAAAGAAACAUUUUCGUUUAUUGACAACAUGGUAUGAUAGGUGACCGUUUAAAGCAUAACCUUACAGUACAAAAUACGUUAUCGUAUAUUAAUCAUCUAUGUAUGCUUUACUUAGAUUUUAAGUUAUUUUUAAGUUUUUAGUUAAGUCCCCGUAACGUGAACAAUUUAUACGUACAACAUAGGUUUAACGAUGUAUACAUUUUUUAUAUUAUACAAGGGUUGUUUAGGUGUAUUAAGAAUAUAAAAUUAUACCUCAAUAUUUGAAGCGACUGUUUAUGUAAGAUAUGUUAUCCACUUCGGUUGACCGUUGGGAACAGAAAGUUUGCUCUCGUUCACCAAAACUUUGUUUAUUUCUAGUUUAUAUAUUUUGUACAUUCCACAAGUUACAAAGUAGUAUCCGCCCCGGUAGAUGAUUGUGUGGUUCAGGAACGGGAGCGGCUAACGGCUGGUCCGAGUGUCUGGUCGGUGACAGAUUACAUUCCAAUAUAAUAUUAUAAGGUAUUAAAAUUUCGUCAAAUUGUGACCGGAAGAUAUCGCACGGGUCCGACAGCGUGUCUUGCAAUAAUGUGGUUGCUCGUGUUAACGUUUCUCUGGUCAGGCUUUAAAGCGCGAAUAGCUUUAACGUUUUAAGAAUCGUCCCAUCGUAAUGAAGUCGAAAUGUAUUGUAGUCAUUAGCUCUCUUAUUGUAACGAGGUGAACCUUGGAUCGGCGCCAUCCGGCGGCAUGCGUCGGCCGCAUUUUUUGUAUAUUUUUGUACGACUUAGCCUCGGUCCGCAUCACUUCGGAAGAAAAUGUUAAAAACAAGUACGUCCAAUAAUCGGUGUAUUUUUAUAAAGGUUUGGGUUUCUAACCAUUAAUUAUAAGGGGUAAUGUGACUAACACUUAUGAUAUCGAAAAAAAUCUCUUUACAUUCCAGUAGGUAUAAGCGUACAUAAUCUAAAAAAAAUAGAAACUUUUUUCUAACGUUAUAAUAUUAUAUUUAUAAAAUAAGUUCGUAGCAUUUAAGUUUAUAAAAGAGAUUAUUAAGAGGUACGAGUUAAGAACAUUCCAUAGUAAUGAUAGCUCUUGUAGAUUUUUAGCAUUUAUAUUGAUAUAUCAAGUGUUUUUUACCAAAUUAUUUUUAUACCAAUGCUAUUUACAUUAUAGUAUAUGUCGAGUGUAUAGACGGUGACCGCAACGCAUCUGUCGGUUACGACAAGCUCACAAUAUUUUGAUUUAUUUGAAGCGAAUUGUUUUAAAGGCAGCGGCGACGUAACUAUACAAGAAGUAGCUUCACUUAUUCCGAACAGAGCGCACUGUGUGUCGUGCACACACAGUCAGGACUAAGGCAGUUCAGCAGGCAGCUAUAGUGCCCAUUCGUACAAUCACAACAGACCUUGCAGCACAGUAUUCGCCGCUGCCUUCAAAACACACCCUCUAGAGCCCGCUCAAGAUUUUUAGUACUCGAUGAAAGCGCUCAGAAUAUAUUUUUACUCUUUAUUCUAUGUAAUACUCAGUUUACUUUGUUGCCAAAUAUAAUACUGUCAUCAGUAUAAUAUCAAGUCAGACGCGAGGUAGCCUCAACGUUGUUGUCUUUAUAUUACAACGUGGUGUUGCAGUAUUGUGUGCAACGCUCCGGUAGUCGUGUAACGGCUACGACUUGACAGUUUUGUCAUGAGAGCACACGUGGAGGCGCCUCGAAUAUAAUGGAAUCAUAUAUAACAUUCCACAGUAAUAGAUUAAGAAGCGAUUGUCGCACAUUUAUCGACUAAUUAAUACUUUAUAUUGACCUGUCAGUAGUGUUUCUGUAAUCUUUAACGUAUCUACUCUGUAUUCUAAGAUUUUCUACUGUGUGCUCAAAUAAUCAUGAUAAAGUACAGAUGUAUGUGUAUAUCCAUGACAGAAUUAGCUUUAAGAUUACUUUUGUCAAUUUUGAAUUUCAAAUUUAGUUAGUAUUAUUGUAUUGGCGGGGAAACAGUUAUUGUUCACGAGCGUUUGGACGCACCUUGUGGUACAAGUAGCUGUUGUAUGACCGCUCAGAUGGAGGUACAUUAAAAUGUUUUCAAGCUCAAGAUAUAUUUAUAUAUUUUAUGCACAUGUGAAAAAUAUUAAUAACUAGUGACAAUAACGUUUCCCUGUGCAAACAAGAUUAUACUAGGAUUGUGCAUCACAAUAUAGUACCUAGUGUCACUGGAGUAAUUAAAAAUUGUUACCCGUGCUGACUUGAAGGGCCAAGUUGAGGAAAAAAAGUUUGAAAUUCAAAAUAACUAAAAGCGGAAAAGUUGUUAGUUCACAACGAUGACUCAGCCAUAUGACAUGUUUUAGGCAACUAAUAAAUCGUAUUAAUAUCAAACUGUCCGUCUUAACAUUUAUAUUAUUAUGAAUAAGUAUUUUAUGACACAAAAUAACCAAUAGAUGGAUAUCAGUAGGUAUAGGUUAAACUUCCAAGUUUUAUGGAAGCUGUCGCUGUGUUUAUAACAGAUAUUUUGACAUUCCCAUUUCUAGUUUAUAUAUAUAUAUAUUCUUCUUGAUAUUCUUAGUAGACUUGUGAAACAUGUAUGUAUUGUAUGUGUAUAUUUUGCAUUUAACUAUUAUGGUAUGACAAUAAAUUGUCCGAUAAAUUGGCCAGUAUUCUUUGAGACUAGGAUGUAGUAAGGACGUGCUUGGGACAAGCAAGCCUGCGUUAUGGCAGCAGUUUUACUGCGAAGGCAACGAGCGGUGAUGAUGUUGACGAAAGUGUGACUUUAUGUCGAUGUACAGUUGUAUUGUAGGUACGAAACACCGAAGCAGUGAUAAUUAUGUAUUCGUCCGGAAGAGAUACAAUCUCGUUUUGUAGGCUGCUACUGAAACGUUAGACUGCACGAAUUGUGAUGGAUCCUUGUCUCAGUACACAGUGUACCUAAUCGAAUAUAAAACGAAAAAGACUAAAUCCAAACAAAAGUUUCGUAAUUUGUCUUGUAUAUUGGCUUUGUAACGUUUUACAGUAAUUGAAAACUUUUGGAUAAAUAUUGAACAAAUUUGCUCAAUAUAUUUUACAACUUGUAUAAGUCUUAUCGAAUUUAUAACAUUUGUAUCGAAUUUACGAUUGAAAUAUUUAAUCCUUCUAUAUGGUAGCGUGCUGACUAUGUCGAAAUAUAAAUGCUACAAAGCAUUUACUGCGAAUCUCGUGUAUUUAUAUAAAAAAUUGUGACACAAUUUGAUUACCAUCUUGUUGCUAAAUUGGCGUAUUUGCUAGAAUUGCAACAAGUGAUGAAGGAGCUAUUGUUUUGUGUUACCAUUCAAACUAUUUGACGUUCUAUUGUUUCAAUAGUUAAAAUAAACUCGAGUAAUAUGUAAAAAUAUGAAAAAUCAAACCGAAAUUACUUCGAUUCACAAUAGCAAUGCUACCUCUUAACCAUAUUUUGUACAACGAAGAAGAUUUUUUGAUUUAUAUAAAUUGUCUUAAGCUCUCUAAGUUGUGAUGAUAUUUAUUUUUAAGUUUAAUAUCAGCUGAUGUUAAUUGUUUAUACUUGUGUUAAUGUCGAUGUUUUUAUUUAUCUGUUACCACUUGCUUUAUGAUGAUCAGGUGUGAUUCAAUCGUAAGCAUUAUGAGCUCGGAGAUAAGUGGUUUGGCAGAAAGUAAAUAUUGGCAUUGACAUCAGUACUUGAAAGUGUUGGUUGCUUAAAAACACGUAUUUUUUCUUUAAUUUAUUUAAUGGAAAUUAAGUGUCAGUCGCCCAAAAACUUGCAUUGCUUUAUUUGC
This is a messenger RNA of Spodoptera exigua (beet armyworm), 6497 nucleotides long. Lineage: Eukaryota; Metazoa; Arthropoda; Insecta; Lepidoptera; Noctuidae. The record is from the annotation of a GenBank genome assembly.